AUGGUUCAGUCCUGUGCUGCCUAUAAUUGUACCCAAAGGUACAGGAAAGGCAUUAAAUUCCAUAGAUUUCCAACCGAUGAGGCACUUAAGGGGAAAUGGAUUGCGGCUAUACGUCCAGAUUUUGCCCCUUCGAAAUAUUCAGUGAUAUGUGGGAAUCAUUUUCUAGACAGCGAUUAUUCCUUAAAUCCCCAUGGAAAUUUAGUGCUGAAUAAAGACGCAGUACCGUCUCUAUUUCCGUUUCUUAGCAAAAAGCCUCUAAGAUUCUUAAAAAGGCGUUUUAUUUCCAUUGAUACUCCUAAGACAUCUCAAGGAUCGGAUUUUGGUGAAAACUCCAUGGAAAAACAAACCGAAUUGUCCACAAUGGAACAGUGUGAACAAGAGGAAGAGCCGAGAACGAUUACAAAUAGAUUGCCACAAAAGAAUCGACAAAUAAGAGAUGUUUGGAUAAAUAAUAUGAACAUGAAAAAUUGGGUACCGACGGCGAAUAGUAGGCUGUGUUCAAAACAUUUUGUAAAGGAUUCAAUUUACACUGUUGGCUCAAAAACCUGCCUACGGAAUGAUGCUGUACCCACAAUAUUUGAAAAAAUGCAGCCGAAUGUGGAGUUAAAGAUGGAAACUACCGAGAAUUCUGAGGAUUCUUGCGAACAUAUAAUAGUGAAGUAUUCCGAUACUGAACCUAUUACCACAACACAUAUCAAAGAAGAAGUAGAAGAAGAAGAUUGUGGGGUUUUAUCCGAACAUAUAAUAGUCGACUAUAGUGACAUUAUGAAUACCGAUAGUAUUAAAAAGGAAGGUAUUGAAGAACGACUGAAUGGCUCUUCAGAAAAUGAAUCGACUGCAUGUAUAAUACCCAUUUAUGAGAAGCAAGAGGAAGAUAUAAAAUUUGCCACUACGGAAGAAUUACGAAGGCGCCUCCACAAAGAACUUGUAAAAAACAAGGAAAAGUCAAACAAGAUUCGUGUUUUGGGACAAAAAUUGAAACGUUAUAAACACCGAAUUAUGUCGUUGCAAAAAACACUGCGGAAAUUAAAAACAAACGAAGUACGUAGAGCUGCAGCUGUUAACAGACGAGAAGGGGGCCCUAGAAGAGCCCAAAUCGUCAGAAACCGAGGUGUCAGGUUACGAGCAAACGCUCACCAGGAAUUAGAGGAUGAUGAAGAUCAGGAGGGGGACAAUGAAGUCGAAAACGAAGUGGAACUUCCCGAUGGGAAAAUAGGCGCGAAGAAAAGGGCGAAAUUGGAGGCGAAAGCCGAGAAAAAGGCCGCAAGAAAAUCCGAAGAAAUAAGCCGAGCAGAGAAAAAGAAGAAAGAAGCACAGCUAGAGGAAGAACGAAAGAAGCAGGAGGAAAGGGAAAAGGCUGAAGAAAAGAGAUUAGAAGAGGAGCGUAAGAAAGCGAAGGAAGAACAAGAAAGACGGGAGCACGAAGAAUACCUAAAAAUGAAGGAAGCCUUCGCGGUGGAGGAAGAAGGCUUCGAGGAAGGUGAAGGAGACAGUCAGAAUUUGCUGCAAGAAUUCGUUAAUUACAUAAAAAACAACAAAGUAGUCGUAAUAGAAGAUUUAGCGGCGCAUUUUAAGCUGAAAACCCAAGCAGCUAUAGACAGGAUAAAAGAUCUACAGCAAGACGACAUUCUAACUGGCGUGAUCGACGAUAGAGGAAAAUUCAUUUAUGUGUCACAAGAAGAAAUGGAAGCCGUUGCCAAAUUUAUCAAACAAAGAGGACGAGUUUCCAUUUCGGAAUUGGCGGAAAAUAGUAAUACUUUGAUCAAUUUGGUUCCGAAAUCCGGACUAAUAGCGAAAUGA
Molecule: messenger RNA, 1800 nt
Organism: Phyllotreta striolata
Lineage: Eukaryota; Metazoa; Arthropoda; Insecta; Coleoptera; Chrysomelidae
Source: the annotation of a GenBank genome assembly